Oncorhynchus nerka (sockeye salmon) is the source of this 2643-nucleotide messenger RNA. Its product is annotated as keratinocyte-associated protein 3-like. The record is from RefSeq and is a predicted model, not a curated record. Lineage: Eukaryota; Metazoa; Chordata; Actinopteri; Salmoniformes; Salmonidae. Bases 1108 to 1776 code for a protein of 222 amino acids. The transcript has 6 exons.
AGCAGUUGUCUGUGCAGUUUGUCCUUCUGCUGUUUGAAAAUUUUGCCAAAAUAUCCACAGAGUAGUGUUAAGAACCUUUUUGUUGUGUAUUUCAGUUUUUUAUUUUCAAUACUGACGCAAAAUCGAACUUAACACUUGCACAGUAUGGCCGAGCCUAAUUGAACCACAGCCCAAAUGGCUUUAACGUCCAGCUGAUUUGCGAGGAAAUGAGCUUUGGUCAACUACUUUGGUUAUGUUUGGCUAUUGUGUACAUAUUGUGCAAUAAGUCAAGAGAUUGAAAAUACAAGUGACAGAACCUACCGGCCCUCAAAAAGUAGGGGGAACAACACUUUCCUGAGGAUACCCUAUUUCCACCUACCACCAAAAGGACCAACAGCAUGUACAACCGCUACCUCAAAUAUCAUUUUAUUCAACAUUCUGUCUUACAGACUAUUGUAUCUUUUUUUACAGUGACUUCUUUCAGACUGAUAUCAUGGAGUAACCAUGGUAACAGCCUGAUGUUUAGGGAACUGCCCUAUGUACAUAGUCAUUUAAUACUGGUCAUUUUAAUCAUGUUUACAUAGUGUUUUACCCACUUAUGUAAAUCCCGUAUUCUAGUCAAGGCUCAUCUUAGAUACACCUUCUCUAUACUGUCCAUAAUGUCUACACACAAUUUAUAUAGGCUACAGAUAUUUAUAUUCCGGACUCUGACAUUAAUAUUAAUAUAUUUAUUCAUAUUUUUGAGAUUUGUGUGUAUUGUUCGGUAUUACUGCACUGUUGGAGCUAGGAACACAAGCGUUUCCGAUUAACAUCUGCAAAAUAUGUGUAACCGGCCAAUAGUAUUUUAUUUGAUACACACAGACAUCUAGCUGACUCUUUUACCCCCAACCACUUCACACACACACUGAGUUUGAGAGAAAACGUAACCCGCUCACCCACCCUAAUCUAAUUUGCAUACAAAAACUAACCUUUGUCCUCCCGUGAAUGCCCAGCUUCCGCUUGACAGGUAAAUCCCCUGACGUCUCCAACUCCAGAGGACCUUUUUCAUGAAAAUACAAAAUAAAGACGUAGGCCUGUCUGUUAUCCUCCAAUAAAUAGCCUAUAUCUGGACAAAUAUACUGCAACAGUAUGUGUGGUUUCGAUAAGGAGAAGGGUCCGGGGUGGCUGAUGAAGAAGGGGUUUACUCUGAUCCUAGUGGGCCACAUCAACUUCAUCCUGGGAGCCAUCGUUCACGGUAGCAUCUUGCGUCACAUCUCCAAACCCAACGACCAGAUCACCACCGAGUUCACCGCAGCCAACAUAAUCUCUGUCACUUCUGGACUGCUGAGCAUUGCAACAGGAAUCAUUGCCAUAUUGGUGUCAAGAAAUCUGCCAGUUUGGAAACUGCACAUAGGUCUUCUGAUUAGUUCCUUCCUGAAUGCCCUACUCUCUGCGGCCUGCGGCGUCGGGCUCCUAUUGGCUAUUAGCCUCACAAUUACCAAUGAGGGGCGGGUCCUCAUGAUGGGCUGCAACUUCACUGACCAGCCAAUCAACGCCCGCUCGCCAGUCAACGCGGACUGCCCCUUCGACACCACACGGAUAUAUGACACUACCCUGUCUCUGUGGUUCCCAUGUGUUCUGCUGGCAGGACUGGAAACAGGACUGUCCAUCUGGUGCUUCGUAGUGGGACUGGUACUGAGGGGUCUAGGACCCUGCUCACACGCAUACCUCAAAGAACAGCUGGAGGAAGAGGCUCUGACCAAUGGGGCAGCAGCAGAUCCAGAGUACUCACCCCAAGGCCAAAGCCUGAUUGGAUAGAGGACUGCCACAGUCAUGGAGGUGAGCGAUCAGUCCACCGGUGUUUGACCCUUCCCUGAGCCACUACCCCCUAGCCCUUUCUCCUUUUCUAUUUUAUGUUUUUGUUUUAAAAUAAUCUUUCAAGUUUUUUUUUCACAUUUUACAAACAUAAUACAUGAAUAUAAAUGCUAAUAUUUUCACAUCCAUACAUGGGUUCAUAAUUAGGCUUCUUAACAUGAUUUACAUAUUUCUCCUUUUCCAUUCCUCUAGGUGGUGCCAUGGUGCCUAGGUGCUACUUGUUUUAGUAAAUCCUAAAAAACAUGAGUUCAUGGGUUAUGACUGCGCAAUUACUGUUUUACCAUGUCAUUUUAAAGUAAAUACUGGGUAAUUUCUGUACUGUAAACUGAAAUGCUACACAUCUAAUAAUUUUUUUCUCCAGAUCUACGGAAGUAACUAAUACCUCCUCUCUCAUGCUCUCUUCCCAACAUUUGUUUAAUGGCGAAAGUGAUGACUGAACCUCGUCCUCUUCAGAGAACCUCCCCGAUGCCACUCAUACCAAAGACUCUCCUCUCCCUCUCAGUGAGCGUCUAGACUGUAAGAUGACCAUGUCUCUGUAUUUGUUCACGUCUGCUGAGAAUGUCAACCCUCCCCUUGAUCCGCCAACAACAUUUCACAAAUGCCAAAUGACAAACGCCUUUAGUGUAGAGGUUAUUCAUGGGAUCAAUAUCCUCGUUAUAGUAUUCCGCUAUGAUCAUGGAAAUGAUUGUAUUUAAUCACAUUUGGCAUUUAUCAUGCCGUUAUGCCUAAAAAUCCUAGCUGCAUUUUAUUCUGAUUUAUGGGCAAUUCACAAUAUACUUUGUUUUACAAUUAAAGGUCAAAUGCACUGCA